Molecule: messenger RNA, 1742 nt
Organism: Varroa destructor (honeybee mite)
Lineage: Eukaryota; Metazoa; Arthropoda; Arachnida; Mesostigmata; Varroidae
Biological process (GO): regulation of gene expression
Cellular component (GO): nucleus
Molecular function (GO): chromatin binding
Source: RefSeq, a predicted model, not a curated record
UUAAGAUAGGUUGUAAGCUAUUGUCUAUUCUAAAUUAUAUAUCAAUAACUACCCUAAAAUCUACGAACUGUUGUGAUCUGGCUCCGACAAAGGAAAAAUGGCGCCACUCGUUAUGUUCGAACGUCGAACAUUUUGAUUCACCGAUUUACAAAAUUGUUGAUGAAGACGAACGUGUGCAUAUAUCAUUGUAAAGAACAGCAGCGCUUCAAAGAAAGGCCUUAUCAUGACAUCGUUGUAUUCAACUUCUCCAAAUUACGGCAGUAAAGACCCGGGAAAUAAUAGUGGACGUAGUGGUAGCAGUGGGACUAGAUAUAUACGCGAUGCCCGUGACCGAGGCGACCAAAGCGCGGAAUUCGCUUCGUUUCGAAGAAUCGAACGUGAACGUAUUGGUGAACGCGGUGUGCGAGAGGCCUGGGCCGUUUCUCCAGAACCCCCAGAUCAUUCUGAUGACGACGCACACCUUACUGAGAUGAACAAAAAUGGAGCUGAUGGCGAUAAGUCGAAGCGUAAAAAGAAGGCCAGCAAAAAAAUAAAGAAAAGUAAAAAGUCGAAGAAAGGUAAACGUAAAAAAAACAAGCAUUCAAAGAGAUCCAAUGAUGAGAACGACGGUUCGGAAUACGAUGAGAAUGCAACAAGUUCUGAUGAUGACUUGUCGAAAAAGAAUCAUCAUGAGAAGAAGCGUAAGAAAUCCAAGAGGAUUAGUAACAAAAAGUCGAAAAAACGGAAGCGUCAUGGAAGUGAUUCGGAUUCAGACGACGACAGCGAUUCGAGCGACUCCUACGAUUCGGACGAUACCGGUGGUACCAUGAAAACCAAGAAAAAUCUCAAAAAAUCUAAGAAGGGGAAAAAGACCAAGUCGAAGAAACCCAAGACCAACAGUAAGAAGAAAAAACGAAAGCGUUCCCCAAGCACUUCGUCAUCCUCUUCGCAGGAUAGUGAGGAAGAGGGAAGUGGCUCCUCUAACGAAUGGCAAGAGACUGAAAAGCCAGGGCCUAUUCCACAGCAACAACCGAUACAAACGGCUAGUUUGAUGUAUCCAUUGGCUACGACUCCCCUUAUAGUUGGCGCUCCGGCAAGCACCGGAGUUACUACCUUUGCUGAAACCAGUAGUGUCGUGGGUGGUGGCAACAAAGAAGAAAAAGAAACAGCUCCAUUAUCGGCGAUGGAAAAGGAACAGCGGGAAUGGCUUGCAGAACAUCGACGAAAACAGGAAGCCAAGGCAGACCGGGAUGACGAAGACGACGAAAUUGGGCCGCUGCCUCACAAAGUCAUGAUGCUAACCCACAAGGAAAUGGGACGGGCUUUGCUGCCGGGUGAAGGAGCUGCAAUGGCCGCAUUUAUUGCUGACGGAAAACGUAUCCCACGUCGUGGUGAAAUCGGUCUUACGUCGGAGGAAAUUGACCAGUUCGAGCAAGUCGGUUACGUCAUGUCCGGGUCAAGACAUCGUCGUAUGGAGGCUGUCCGAUUACGAAAGGAGUCACAGUUAUACUCAGCCGACGAGAAACGCGCGUUGGCUAUGUUUAAUAAAGAAGAACGUCAAAAGCGCGAAGCGACAAUCCUUAGCCAGUUCAAACAGGUCAUCGACGAGAAACUUAAUAAGUAAUACGAACUAAUAACGUAGACAAAGGUUUACCUGUUGCGGCACUUUAUGAUACGAUGCUGCGAAAAAUAUUUUCCACACUAUUUAGCGAUCAAUGGAAUGUGUACACAUACUUGACUAGUUAACUAAAACUAGAAUUAUA